This is a messenger RNA of Peniophora sp. CBMAI 1063, 588 nucleotides long. The record is from the annotation of a GenBank genome assembly. Lineage: Eukaryota; Fungi; Basidiomycota; Agaricomycetes; Russulales; Peniophoraceae.
AUGUUUGCUACCCAUCUCAUUGUCGACUCUCUUAGCAUCUCUACCGUCGCCCAAGUCAGUACCUUCUCUGGAACCACAACAUCCGGUCCUACGGCAACUAUGAACACUGCGUCCAACGACCCCAGAAGUUCGUCAGCUGAGGCUACCAUAGGUUUGGUGUCUACAAGCCUUUUCUUCACCCCGAAUACCAUUACCUCGAGUGCCAUAACUUCACCCCCUGUCACAACCACUUCAAGGACCAGCUCGUCUAUGAAUCCCGUACAUGGUGAACAGUCAGUGAGCAAUGACAGCAAGAUUCCCACAAGCUUUUUGGGGGCCAGUUCCUUUUCCUCAACCGUGGGCACAUCUUCUACUGUCACCAUAUCCACGUCCGGCGCCACUUCAUCGGCCAUGCACUCCUCGACAUCUGCAGCAUCUCCGACUCCCGAUACAACUCCGCUUUCUAUUACUUCGCCGGUUCCUUCUCUUGGAACUUCUGAAGCAGCUACGGCUGCAUCGACCACCUCCCGCAGUGCCGCCUCCACCGCCACCGCACCUUUUGACUUGAUAGGACUUAUUCUCGCUGGAAUUUUCGUCCUCUUUAUAUGA